This is a messenger RNA of Chondrus crispus (carragheen), 557 nucleotides long. RefSeq lists its product as hypothetical. The coding region runs from base 1 to 396 and encodes 131 amino acids. NCBI's taxonomy places the organism in Eukaryota, Rhodophyta, Florideophyceae, Gigartinales, Gigartinaceae. The transcript is spliced from 4 exons. The record is from RefSeq and is a predicted model, not a curated record.
AUGCGGUUUGCAUGCCCUUUCGUUAUUGGCUCUAAAGAGGCGAGGGUUUCACUUGAAUCUGAGAUUUUUCCGUACCAGCGAUUCUUAACUAUCAUCUUACACACCACCACCACCCGCUGCCAACAGCUCCACUACUUUGAGAAAGGCGAACCAAUGGCUUUCCUACCCGUCCCCCAGCUACUGCCUGGAUUGACGCGCCAGACUCGAUCCCGAGCCAUGAUGUGCGCGACAUCGCCAGAUAAGGAAGCUUCAAAGGACGAGUCCUCAGAGGUACAACCCACCAAAAGUGACAAUACCUCUGCGCCAGCGGCAGCUGGCAAAGACUAUUCACCAGAAGAAAUCGCGAAGAUGAAAAGGAUCCGAAUGUUGAGGUUCACUAAUCGAAGAUACUCCUAGGGCGUCUAAGAUCCCGGAGCAGGUUUCGACGCGUUUGUGCUCAUUCCAUAUUGCAGACCAAGAACUGCGGAGUAGAUGCAAAUGACCCGUCAAAGCUGAAACCCGCUAUAGAAACGAGUAAACGUUCUCCACAGUGCUUACAUGUCGAUUUGCUGUGCUUA